Messenger RNA from Clupea harengus (Atlantic herring), 3169 nucleotides. RefSeq names its product copine 8 (gene cpne8). Gene Ontology annotation, molecular function: calcium-dependent phospholipid binding. Gene Ontology annotation, biological process: cellular response to calcium ion. The record is from RefSeq and is a predicted model, not a curated record. NCBI's taxonomy places the organism in Eukaryota, Metazoa, Chordata, Actinopteri, Clupeiformes, Clupeidae. Gene Ontology annotation, cellular component: plasma membrane.
GCUCUGAGACUGUCGCUCGCACUCACCAGGUCACCAUCGAGAGAGCGAAUCUGCAAGAUUUGUUUUGGCUUUUUUUUUUAAACUUGAGCAAAAAUGUCGGAUAUGAGACGUAGCUCCACUAUGAACAGCUUCAUGAAUAUGGCGUCUAUAGGGGAAUUCGAUCCGCUAACGGCUGCCAUUCCCGCCACCAAAGUUGAAAUCACAGUCUCGUGCAGAAAUCUUCUGGAUAGAGACACGUUUUCCAAGUCUGAUCCAAUUUGCGUUCUGUACACACAAACCAUCGGAAACAGAGAGUGGAGAGAGUUUGGCAGGACAGAAGUCAUUGACAACACCCUAAACCCAGACUUUGUGCGGAAAUUCAUCCUCGACUACUUCUUUGAGGAAAGGCAAAACCUCCGUUUUGACUUGUAUGACCUUGACUCCAAGAGUGAAAACCUGUCCAAACAUGACUUCCUGGGCCAGGCGUUCUGCACGCUGGGGGAGAUGGUGGGUUCACUGGGAAGCCGUCUGGAGAGACCCCUGAUAGGGAUUCCUGGGAAGAACUGUGGAACCAUUGUUGUCACCGCAGAGGAACUGGGCAACUGCAGGGAAUCUGUUCUGUUGCAAUUUUGUGGAAACAAACUGGACAAGAAAGACUUUUUUGGAAAAUCCGAUCCCUUCCUCGUCUUUUACCGGAGCAAUGUAGACGGAUCAUUCACCAUCUCCCAUAAAACCGAGGUGGUGAAGAAUACUCUGGAUCCAGUCUGGCAGGCGUUUAAGAUUCCUGUCCGUGUUCUGUGCAAUGGAGACUACGACAGAGAGAUCAAGAUUGAGGUGUAUGACUGGGACAGAGAUGGCGGUCACGACUACAUUGGGGAGUUCAGCACCAGCUACAGGGAGCUGUCCAAAGGCCAAUCUCAGUUUAAUGUGUAUGAGGUGGUAAACCCAAGGAAGAAGAAAAAGAAGAAGAAAUACAAGAAUUCUGGAACUGUGACAUUGCUGUCCUGCCUCAUCGACAUUGAAGUCACCUUCCUGGACUAUAUCAAAGGAGGAACUCAGAUCAAUUUUACAGUGGCCAUUGACUUCACUGCAUCUAAUGGCAACCCCUCCCAGCCUACCUCACUGCACUACCUGAGCCCCUACCACCAGAAUGCCUACGCCAUGGCUUUGAGAGCGGUGGGGGAGAUCAUCCAGGACUACGACAGUGAUAAGAUGUUUCCUGCACUUGGCUUCGGUGCAAAACUUCCACCAGAUGGCAGGAUCUCGCAUGAGUUUGCCUUGAAUGGGAAUCCCGAGAACCCGUACUGCACGGGAAUAGAGGGUGUGAUGGAGGCCUACUACCAGAGCCUCAAAUCAGUGCGUCUCUACGGACCCACUUUCUUCUCACCUGUAAUCAAUCAUGUAGCCAGAUAUGCUUCCCUUGUGAGAGACGGCUCCGAGUACUUCAUCCUCCUCAUCAUCUCCGACGGCGUCAUCUCAGACAUGGCACAAACGAAAGAGUCUAUUGUUAAUGCUUCUUGUCUUCCAAUGUCAAUAAUCAUCGUUGGAGUAGGACCUGCUGAAUUUGAUGAAAUGAUUGAGCUGGAUGGCGAUGAAGAGAGGAUUUCAUCCAGAGGAAGAUUUGCAGAGAGGGACAUCGUUCAGUUUGUGCCGUUCAGGGAUUACAUCGACCCGCGGGGCAACCACAUCCUGAGUAUGGCUCGUCUGGCCAAAGACGUCCUGGCGGAGAUACCUGACCAGUUUCUGCACUACAUGAGAACCAGAGGCAUCAAGCCCCAGAGUCCGCCUCAUUCGUACACUUCCAAACUCCCCACAGUACCCAUGCAGACCCAGAUCUAAGGCCUCAAAGACCACAACUCUCUCUUUGGCCCAACAAACUUAAGCUUUUCAGUAACAUCCUGAAAUGUGAAGAUGUUUACCAGUUGCCAGACCAGGAAUAUAGAAAAUGUUUUCCAGGAGUAUCGUCUUGACGCUUCCUGCAAAUGGGAAAGAUAUGAAAUGUCUUUUUUUGAUCUUCCAUAGCCUCCUCUGCAUUCUAAUGACAUCACACUGUUGUCACAAAUCUCUCUUGAGAAAAAAAAAUGUUUACAAUUUUACUGAUUUCUACUGAUGGUUCAUUUUAUACUUUUUUCAUGCUAAAGACGGUGUUUUUCAGAAGUUGUAAUAUGUCAGCCCAGAGACUGAAGCAGCCAGGAGAGGGAGGGAACCUUUAAGCGUUCUCUCUCCGUGUGAAAAUAGGCAUGUUGAUGUGAUGAGCAUGCACUGUCCCCCUCCACUCAAACAUGGCACACGGACAUUGGGUCUGUGACACCAACAGUAGCUCCCCAGUCCUUACCUAACAGCCUCAACAUGGGGACAGCCUCUUCACCAUCUGGACAGACCUUACCCCCAGCACACUCACUGAAGCUACUUUAAGGACAUGAUGACAUGGUGUGUCCACUCCAGACCUUACCCCCAACACACUCACUGAAGCUACUUUAAGGACAUGAUGACAUGGUGUGUCCACUCCAGACCUUAUCCCCAACACACUCACUGAAGCUACUUUAAGGACAUGGUGACAUGGUGUGUCCACUCCAGACCUCAUCCCCAGCACACUCACUGGAGCUGUUUAAAGGACAUGGUGACAUGGUGUGUGAUGUCACCUUAUCCCCAACACACUCACUGAAGCUACUUUAAGGUGACGGUGUGUGAUGUCACCUUAUCCCAGCACACUCACUGAAGCUGUUUAAAGGUGGCAUGGUGUGUCCAGACCUUAUCCCCAGCACACUCACUGAAGCUGUUUAAAGGACAUGGUGACAUGGUGUGUGAUGUCACCUUAUCCCCAACACACUCACUGGAGCUGUUUAAAGGACAUGAUGACAUGGUGUGUCCACUCCAGACCUUAUCCCCAACACACUCACUGAAGCUGUUUAAAGGACAUGGUGACACGGUGUGUCCACUCCAGACCUUAUCCCAGCACACUCACUGAAGCUGUUUAAAGGUGACGGUGUGUGAUGUCACCUUAUCCCCAGCACACUCACUGGAGCUGUUUAAAGGACAUGGUGACAUGGUGUGUGAUGUCACCUUAUCCCCAACACACUCACUGAAGCUACUUUAAGGUGACGGUGUGUGAUGUCACCUUAUCCCAGCACACUCACUGAAGCUGUUUAAAGGACAUGGUGACAUGGUGUGUGAUGUCACCUUAUCCCCA